Suillus clintonianus is the source of this 3336-nucleotide messenger RNA. RefSeq names its product CHAT domain-containing protein. The transcript is spliced from 2 exons. NCBI's taxonomy places the organism in Eukaryota, Fungi, Basidiomycota, Agaricomycetes, Boletales, Suillaceae. The record is from RefSeq and is a predicted model, not a curated record. The coding region runs from base 134 to 3154 and encodes 1006 amino acids. Gene Ontology annotation, molecular function: protein binding.
AUCGGAAAACUCGAAACAUCGGGGGAUGAGUUGCUUGAUCAUGGUGAUUCGCUCCUCAUUCAUGUACAUGCACUAACAUCUUGUAGAACUGUCCUUUCCACCUGUUUGUGGUGUUCGCCCUUCCCUCACGCUGAUGGUUGCUGUUGUACAUACUUUCGACAACCUGGACGGUUCUCUGUUUGAUGUCCUCGUAGACUGCGAGAUUGCCCGAGACACGGAUGCGGGCCACGCACGAUUCGCCAUAUACAUGACACGCAAGGGGGUCUCUCACCUGAACAAUGCUGUGAAGCAGUUUCAGUUGGUUCUGGCCUGCUGUCCGGUCGGCCAUCCUGACCACGCAGCAGCUCUCACGAACCUUGCGUGGGCCCGCCUUCGAGGUUAUAUUCGACAGGACCUACAAGACAUUGACAACAUCACUUCCCUCUUCCGCGAAGUCCUUGCAUUGCGUCCGCAGGGCCACCCCGACCGUGCAUUAUCUCUAUAUUGUCUCAUUCUAGCAUUGAACUGGUGCCACGACAGGGAGGACACCGCCGUCUGCAUUCACGAAUCGGCGCAGCUGUGCUGCAAGCUACUGCCCCUCUGUCCAGAGGGCACCUACCUUCGUAGCAUUGGCAUAGACAGCGAGGUCGAUUAUGUGAUCCUGCAAUGCAACACACUUCCGAUUGAAGCGUCUAAUGAAGGCAUCCACCUUCGACGAAACGUGCUCGAACUCUGUCCUCCGGGCCAUCAACACCGUCCCGACGCCCUCGACAAUCUUGCACACUCCGUUUGGGUACGCUUUUACCAGCAUGGCAGCAUUGAUGAUCUAGAAGAGAGCAUACAACUUGGUCGUGAAGCUGUUUCUCUGUGCCCCGAGGAACAUUCCAGGCGUAAUACCUACCUGAAUAACUUGGCAUUCUCACUCGACUCCCGCUUUGAUCACCAAGGCAAAUUUGAUGACCUCGAUGAGGCCAUCACCUUGUACGAAGAAGCACUGCGCCUGUGCCCUGUUGGGCACGAAUCUCGUGGUUUCUCAUUGGACAACCUAGGGCUUGCCCUCCGCAGCCGUUUCAACCAACGGGAUGACAUUGAUGACAUCACACGAGCUAUCAGCCUCCAUCGCGAGGCAUUGACGUUGCGCCCAUCUGGGAAUUCAAGUCGUGACACCAUGCUUAACAACCUUGCCCUCGCGCUUCAAACCAGAUUUGAAAAAUCACAUGUCAGCGAGGAAUCUGCCAAGGAUCUUAACGAGGCCAUUGAUCUGUAUCGUGAAUCCCUUCGGCUAAAUGGGCAUGAUGAUCCCGAACGCCAUAUAACUCUUCACAAUUUGAGCUCGGCGCUCUGCGAUCGUUUCACGCGAACUCGGAAGGAUGAAGAUGUCAAGGAGGCGAUUGAUCUCUGUGAAGAAUCAUUGUUGGCAUUGCCUUCAUUUCACCCAGAUAGAUACUUCAGCUAUAUGCGGCUGCAGAAGGCCUAUUUGUCUCGUUACCGAGUGCGCGACAACCCUGUCGAUUUGUCGCUUGCAGUGGAGAACUUCAGACUGGCAUCAGGACAUCCUACUCAAGGAUUUCCACGACGUAUUCAAACCGCCUUGAACUGGGUUGAUCAUGCUGAGAAUCAUCAUCAUGACUCUGCCCUCGAAGCGUACCAGAUAUGCUUGGAGCUUUUCGACAACCAUGUGAUGACGCGAUCGUCGAUUAUCUCACGGCGCGAAGCUGCAACCGCUUUUCACGGUGUACAGUCACUGCCAGUAGAUGCAGCAUCAUGUGCCGUUCGUUCUAAUGAUCUGCAACGAGCGGUCGAACUCGUGGAGCAGGGCCGUGGCCAGCAAUGGUCGCUGGCCUCUCGCCUGAGGAGUCCGCUCGAAGACCUCGAGUUCACAAAUCCCAACCUAGCUCAGAAGUUUUCAGAGCUCAGCAAGCGUCUGUCUGACGCUCAAGGAUCCGCAGGCAGCACAGACCGAGCUGCAGCGGAUCGCGCAGCAAUCAAGUACAGGAAACUGACGAAUCAAUGGGACGCUGUGGUAGCUGAAAUCCGUAAUGUUCAAGCUUUCUCGCGAUUCCUGCUCCCGCCAUCGUAUGCAGAGUUGCAAGUGGCAGCACGUUAUGGCCCAGUCAUCAUCCUCAUUGCAAGUCAAUACUCAUGCAGCGCCAUCAUUGUCCCGACGUCAGGAGAGCCCCAACAUGUUCCCUUGCCGACGAUCACUCUCGCAGAUCUGGAGAAUCUCAAGGGUCGCUUUGCCUGGGCAAUACGGCAAGCAUCUCAGAUGGGCCUGACAGAGUCGAGGACCGACCUCAUAGUACUCUUACGGGUAGUAUGGGAUGAUAUCAUGCUACCUAUCGUCAAUGUACUCGAGCACAUUCUCGAAUUAAAGCGCCGGUCUCGUAUCUGGCUAUGUCCAACUGCAGCUUUCACAUCUAUUCCUCUCCACGCAGCUCACCCCUUUAAAACGAAGGCAGAUCGCUCUGGGAGGGAGCCAUGCCUGGAAGAUCUCUACAUCUGCUCGUACACGCCUACACUUUCGGCUCUGAUCAGAUCUAGACAGAUGAUGAAGAAAUGUGCAAAUCCGUCCUUCGUGGCGAUCGGACAGGGUCAACCUGGUUCAGGGAAUGGCAAGGAACUUCUGGCUGUUGACAGUGAGCUCGAGCUCGUCCGGAAGCUCGUCCCUGCGACGGCCAUGUGUACCACUAUUUCUGGCGACUCAGCCACGCGAGCAGGUGCACUCGAAGCUUUGGAACAGAAUUCAUGGGUGCACCUUGCAUGUCAUGGCAAGCAAGACCACGACCAGCCUUACAAUUCUCAUUUUGUCAUGAGAGACAAACCUCUCACGUUGCUUGAUAUCAUGGAGAAAGACAUUCCGUACGCCGAGUUCGCGUUCUUGUCGGCGUGUCAUACCGCUGCCGGCGAUGAGGAGACGCCUGACGAAGUCAUCCAUCUCGCAGCUGGUAUCCAAUUUUCAGGAUUCAAGAGUGUCGUUGGCACGCUAUGGGAGGUCGACGAUGCUGUCGCAAAACACGUUGUCGAAGCUUUCUACACGACUUUGUUUGAGGGUUCGAAGGAUGGGGGUGUCAUGGACUGCACGAAGGCGGCGCGGGCACUCAACCAUGCUAAGCGUGCCGUGAUGAAGAAAGUGCCGCUCGAGCAGAGAAUUGUUUUCAUUCAUAUCGGUGUGUAGGUCCUGUUGUAUUGUCUUCAUAUGGUGCGGUUUCAUGGGUUUUUAAUGUUGCAUUCCCAUUCGUCCUGUCGUUCAUAGUCACGACCGUGAUAUUCCUGCAUUCCUUUUGUCUCGUUCUCGUAUCUUCUCGUGUUAUCGUCCCCUUAUAUCUUCCCCUAAGUUCUUGUGUACUCCAAUCGUUU